Molecule: messenger RNA, 483 nt
Organism: Haemonchus placei
Lineage: Eukaryota; Metazoa; Nematoda; Chromadorea; Rhabditida; Trichostrongylidae
Source: the annotation of a GenBank genome assembly
AUGUCGCCGGGUACAUCUCGACUAUAUGAGCUUCAACCGGAUCCUUAUGAUAUAACGCAACGGCGAGCAAUUCGCAUAUGUCUAUUUACUGAUGUUAAAAAUGCUCAUGUCCUUCGCGAUAAGUUGCGAAAAGGCGAAAUCGAUGCUGCUAUGAUACGGGCCGAACUGGUAUUGGAACCGUUCAUUGUGUUGGCAGCUGCGAAUCGAGCUGUCCACCAAGCUGCCCAUAAUCGUCUGUCAACUCGAAGUCUUGCUGCAGAACUUGUUUACAGUUUGUCGCCGAGUCGAAAUAUCUCCGAUUCAUUGGUAACAUUUGGUAUCGCCGAUACGAGCAAGAACAUCCUUGUAUGCAUAUUCGAUGACAAAGACGGGUCAAAAAUGAAGAAGUUGGCGAAGGAGAUUGAAGGACGACCGGAGCCACUCGAGAAGUUGACUUCGAUCAUGGAUCUUCGCGUUAUUCAAAAGGUUCGGGACUGGAGCUAA